Molecule: messenger RNA, 1787 nt
Organism: Nanorana parkeri
Lineage: Eukaryota; Metazoa; Chordata; Amphibia; Anura; Dicroglossidae
Gene: TBX18
Product: T-box 18
Exons: 8
Coding region: 15-1742 (575 amino acids)
Biological process (GO): positive regulation of DNA-templated transcription; morphogenesis of embryonic epithelium; regulation of transcription by RNA polymerase II
Cellular component (GO): nucleus
Molecular function (GO): DNA-binding transcription factor activity, RNA polymerase II-specific; RNA polymerase II cis-regulatory region sequence-specific DNA binding
Source: RefSeq, a predicted model, not a curated record
CGCUGAUCGGGGACAUGGCAGACAAGAGGAGGUCACCUUGUACCAUGAGCCUCAAGGCACACGCCUUCUCCGUGGAAGCGCUCAUCGGGGCUGAGAAGCAGCAGAGGAAGAAGAAGAGGAAGCUGGAGGAUGGACAUGCCGAGAGAAGCUCUGCCGAAGGAUCGGAAUUAGCUUCCAUCCAGCAGUCCGCGGUCCCUGACCUGGAGCACUCUGUGUGCGGCAUACUGGGAGCUUGUGAGUGUGAGGACGCCUAUGGUGGAGUGAAGGCAGCAGCUGGGACAUGCAGUCCCCCAUUGGCGUCCCCUGUUGUUUCGGCCACGGUGGGCUCAUCUUCCUCGGUGAUUCGUGUGGAUCUGCAGGGAGCAGAGUUGUGGAAGCGCUUUCAUGAGAUCGGCACAGAGAUGAUCAUCACUAAGGCCGGGAGGCGGAUGUUUCCAGCUAUGAGAGUGAAGAUCUCUGGGUUAGAUCCACAUCAACAAUACUAUAUAGCCAUGGAUAUAGUGCCUGUGGACAAUAAAAGAUAUCGUUACGUCUACCACAGUUCAAAAUGGAUGGUUGCUGGCAACGCAGACUCUCCAGUACCCCCACGUGUUUAUAUCCAUCCAGACUCCCCAGCUUCUGGCGAGACUUGGAUGAGACAAGUCAUUAGUUUUGACAAAUUGAAACUAACGAAUAACGAGCUGGAUGACCAAGGUCAUAUUAUUCUUCAUUCAAUGCACAAAUAUCAGCCACGUGUCCAUGUGAUCCGAAAAGACUGUGGGGAUGAACUGUCUCCAGUAAAACCAAUUCCAGCAGGAGAAGGCGAGAAGGCAUUCACAUUCCCAGAAACGAUAUUUACUACAGUUACAGCAUACCAGAAUCAACAGAUAACACGAUUGAAGAUUGACAGGAAUCCUUUUGCAAAGGGAUUUAGAGAUUCUGGGCGAAACAGGAUGGGUUUAGAAGCCCUUGUGGAAUCAUAUGCAUUUUGGAGACCAUCUUUAAGGACUCUAACAUUUGAGGAUAUACCUGGCAUCCCAAAACAGGGCCAUGCAGGCACUUCCUCUUUCCUCUCUGGAUCUGGAGCUGCAGCCACUCAUCCACAUCUAUUACCAGGUUCUCCAUGCUCUUCUCCUGCUUUCCACCUUGGAGCAAACACAAGUCAGCUUUGCAGUCUGAGUCCUGGAGAUUAUUCCGCCUGUGGUCGUUCUGGCCUUGCACUUAAUAGAUACAGCACAUCACUUGCUGAAACCUAUAACAGACUCACCAACUCGGCUGGCGAAACCUUUGCAACCCAAAGAACCCCUUCUUAUGUUGGAAUGGCGAGCAGCACCACAGUAAAUAUGUCAAUGCCCGGAGCUGACAGUGACAACUUUGGAUGUCCUCAAACAAGCCUAUCCAUGCAAAUUUCAGGAAUGUCUCCUCAGCUCCAAUAUAUCAUGCCUUCACCAACAAGCAAUGCAUUCAGCAGCCAGCCACACCAGAGUUCUUACAAUGCCUUUCGACUGCACAGCCCAUGUGCACUGUAUGGAUAUAACUUCUCCACUUCUCCCAAACUAGCUUCUAGUCCUGAAAAAAUUGUCUCAUCUCAGGGAAGUUUUUUAGGCUCAUCUCCAAGUGGAACCAUGACUGACCGACAACUUCUGCCUUCAGUAGAUGGUGUUCACCUCCUUAGUGGUGCUGGACAGCAAAACUUCUUUGACUCCAGAAGUUUAGGAAGUCUAACAUUAUCAACAUCUCAAGUAUCUGCACAUAUGGUUUGACCAUGUACUCUGUAUCUAAAAGAGUUCCUUUUCGGGACUGAAUUU